AUGGAUAAAGUGCAUAAAGUCUUUGCGAAGCGUAUCUUUACAACUUCUAUUCGCAAAUAUCCUUCCGAAAUGCUCAAAUAUCUUGCUGCUCCAUUAUCAACGACCGUUCUUGCAAACAUGGAUCGAAUUCAUAGCUCACCUGAAGGUUUGAUAGCAUUUUUCUGGGGGAACAUUGGCCUCGUCACAGUGGCUUUCCUCAUCAAAUUGAUAUUGCGAUGGAGGAAACCAUACACCCCCAUCAACCUCUCCCAGCCCACGUCUUUCGACCUAGAAAAGAUAACGCCUUACCCUAGCGAGCAGAUUAAGGGGUUCGAGAAGCACCGAAUAAGGAUGAGUCUCAAGAAGAUGGACCAGACAAAUUGGUUGACUGUUGACAAGAACUAUGCACCAUUGCAUGAAAUUCGCCUUGGUCUUCUUGAGACUCAGAGGGAAAAAAUGGUCCAAUGCUUGCCCGAGGCUCGAGAGGCUUGUCAGGAGGCGUUACAGGAGGUAUCUGACUUCCUCUGUAGGAGGUAUCCGGCAAUGUUCGAGACAUACAUGUCCAACUCCGGGCCAAAGGUUAGAAACAAGCAGAACGGGGAAGUAUAUUGCCUUGAUGGAAGAGAUGACUCGAUAUCGCCUCUUGAAGUCGCAGCGCGAUUAGGCAUGGAUGAUCUUACCAUAAUCUUGAAAAACGAAGAUGGAAUGCACUAUAUGGCGGCAACUGCUAGCUGCUUCCAAAUCGGCUGGUCUGCAAAUGAACGGGUAGGGGAGACUAUCGCUCAAAUGCACAAUCCCGUGCCACAGUGGGAAAAGGAGAUCGGAUAUGCUGUUAACAAGUGCGUGCCCCAAGGAUAA
This is a messenger RNA of Uncinocarpus reesii 1704, 837 nucleotides long. RefSeq lists its product as uncharacterized. The coding region runs from base 1 to 837 and encodes 278 amino acids. Lineage: Eukaryota; Fungi; Ascomycota; Eurotiomycetes; Onygenales; Onygenaceae. The transcript has 2 exons. The record is from RefSeq and is a predicted model, not a curated record.